Siniperca chuatsi (mandarin fish) is the source of this 4348-nucleotide messenger RNA. It is a transcript of the gene foxl1, whose product is annotated as forkhead box L1. The record is from RefSeq and is a predicted model, not a curated record. Lineage: Eukaryota; Metazoa; Chordata; Actinopteri; Centrarchiformes; Sinipercidae. Gene Ontology annotation, molecular function: RNA polymerase II cis-regulatory region sequence-specific DNA binding; DNA-binding transcription factor activity, RNA polymerase II-specific. Bases 613 to 1791 code for a protein of 392 amino acids. Gene Ontology annotation, biological process: regulation of transcription by RNA polymerase II; cell differentiation; anatomical structure morphogenesis. The transcript has a single exon.
UCAGUUCCUACACACAAAAAAAACACUCCCUCUGCGUCCCUUUUGGUGGACUGGAGGCAAGAAGAGGACCCGACACGAGUUACAAAGAAAUUGUUUAAGUUAUUCUCCCUUUUAUACACUUUGUUUUCAUUUGAGCGAACCCACAGCAACUCCCAGAAAGGACUCGGCAAUGUUUGCUUGUUCUCUCUGUGUGAGCAACUCUCAGCGUCAGGGGUGGACGUGAUAUUUCAAACAGCACAUCAGUGCGUUUAUGUAUUGGGUGCCCGGAAAUUUUUCCAAAUAAACACAGCUUGAUUCAACUUGGGUGGGCAGACUUAUCAAGCGACUAAUUCUAUAAACAGAUGAGGGAAUAACCCGGCACUUCAUUGGUUGUUGGGCAGAGGGGGGGACAUGAGGGAGUUUCAGUGCAAUGAAAUUUUAAUUAAUGUGGGUGGGCUGAGAACACCACCGACUGUUUAUGAUGGACAAUUUAUUUCCCAGUGCAAAGUCAACAUAACACAGCAAACGUACAACAAUUAUUAACAUUUUCUGGGGCCCUCAUGAGGCUGGAGAGUCAGUCAGUGGAGGAGAGGAGCUCCGGGAGCAGGCUCAGCUUUCCCCGGGACACACGUCAUGACUCUCUACCACGGCCGCCUGCCGUCGCUCGGAGUGCCAUCCUCGGCCCUGAGCCUCUCCGCUCCCCCGCUGAUCUACUUGUACGGAGGGGACAGGGGAGGGGUCGUGCCCGCUGCCUUGAGCUUCGUGCCGGCCCGCCAGGAGCCUCCGCAGAAGCCGCCCUACAGCUACAUCGCACUCAUCGCCAUGGCCAUCAAGAGCGCCCCGGAACAGCGCGCAACACUCAGCGGCAUCUACCAGUUCAUCAUGGACCGGUUCCCCUUUUAUCACGACAACAAGCAGGGCUGGCAGAACUCCAUCCGCCACAACCUCUCCCUGAACGACUGCUUCAUUAAGGUGCCCAGAGAGAAGGGCCGGCCCGGCAAAGGCAGCUUCUGGACGCUGGACACCAAGUGCCUAGAUAUGUUUGAGAACGGCAACUACCGUCGGAGAAAGAGGAAGGCGAAGAGCCAGCAGGAAGCUCUGGACCCCAAAGCCGCUGGACACAAGCGCACCAAGGGUCCGGGGCCAUCCAGGGCCCCUCAAUCCUCUUUGAGACAUCAGACUGGCUCGGGGAUAACAGAGGUACCAGCGAGGCAGGAUGCGGAGAGGAUGGAGACGCAACCAGACACAAAAGCUGUUCUUGUCGAAUUUAACCACGCUGAACAGCCGCAAUAUCCCCCCAUACAGAGACUUAAAGUGCCCCCCAACCAAGACACCCCCGUGUCCAACGGGAGGAGGCUUGACGCCCCCCAGCCAGAGCCAUGUCCCACUCUGAGACACGCUCCGUUGUGGAUGGACGGUGCGAAUUUCCCAGGCGCGUCCCUCCGCCGGGAGUCAGAGGAGAGAAGGUCAGCGUUCAGCGGAAGAGAAAGAGAGAGAGGUCCGCUCUGCGCCGUCAGCUGCGCAGGAAACACAAAGCUGGCUGCACUUGCACAGGACAGGCCGAAAGGAAAUGUUCUGGGCAGGGAUAAAUCAAAAUGUUUUACCAUUGAGAGUAUCUUAUCGAAAAGUGAAGACGAAAUGCGCAACAGCAUCCUCGGUUCGUCAGCGGAGACAUGUGCAGAGCGCCAAAGUCCCGCUCUCAGUUCGUCUGUGGUCCUCGGUGCUCGACCGCAUCAGUUGUACCAGAUGGGAUUCCCCUUUUGCUCUUACCUGUCACUCGCCUACCCCGACAAAGUACUGCAUUUUAAAUGAGUACAAUUAUUUUUGACUUUAAUGGAUUUUACGCACGGAUGCGUAAAGGUGUAACGUCUGUAAUUAGCUUUGCAUGAUGGGUUACUAAUGAGACAGCAUACUGUUGUGUUCUUUUCAGGAUCUAUGCCAUCUGCAUAAUCUACAGCAAUUUUCAGACAGUGAGAAACAGCAGGGAGGCUUUCAGAUAUAUUUUUACGCAUGCAUAAUUGUCAGGUUUGUGGAUAUUUUCACCAAUUUUUCCAAGACUGUUGCUCCUCAAAGUCUAUGGCUGCGCAUUGUAAUGCUUAAUGCAACAAGAAGGUAAAAGUAUAUAAUGAUGUCGUCAUUGUCAUGUGAAUAUUUAUGGAAAGCUCAUAUAUACAGUAUUUCUCUCUUCGUUCAAACCCUUAGAGUAUAUAUGUUUGCGUAAUUCAACGAAGAAUCUUGACUGUCAUGGCUGGGCCUGUGUAGCCUACACAGUAUCUCUGGAGAUACAGUACAAUAUGAAAAUACAGUUUAGUACUCAAUAAUGUAAUCAAAUUCUAUUUUACAUUGAACUCCGCCCUGAAUUUUAUAUGCAAAAUAAAGUUUAGAUGGGUAGUACAAUGACAGCAUGAUUUAUUUAAAAUUGUGAGUAAAAACAGAAAUACUGUUGGAAGACAGGGGGCUGUUGCUGUUUGAAUGAAAUGUCACCUAAAGUUGUUCCUUUUUGUGAUCAAAAGUGCUUUUUGAAAAGAGACAGAUAACACGUAUAUUUGAGUAUUUUUCUUUUCAGAUCUGAAGCUUAUGAUGUUCAUUGAGGAUUGCCAGGCCUCAGCUGUAGAGGACUGAGCGAUUUGAGUUGUGUUGUCGUACAUCAUAGAUUUAGUGAAAAAACAUUAUUUAUCCAAAGCGACUGGAUACAGAUAUCAGGAUGCUGAGAUUAUUUUCUUGGCAGAAGCAGUAUCAACUUCAGAUUGAUAAUAAGAAUCGCCAUUAAGGGACCAAAGACAAGGAUUACAGACAAUUUCAAUAUCAGUUAACAUUUAAUUAACAUGACUCCAAAAACUGACGACCCCUGAUCACUCCAAAAGCACAUGGACUCAAAGUUCUGACUCAUGAGAAAUCCACUGUGAAGGAGAAUUACUCUGCAGUCUAGUCUAAAGUGCCACUGACUGAAGAGUUUGAUCCUGAGCCCAUUCUUUAAUGUGUCAACCACUUCUGAAGAGGUCACAUGAUGAUUUCUGGAAUGGAAAAAAAAAUGUUUCUGCUUUGUUUUCACACUAAUUUUUCACCCUCUUGCAGUUUUCAGUGUCUUGGCUUCCUUUGGCAGUUACACAGACGACUUAGUCUGGUACAGGAAAAUCGUUCUUGAGUAGAGCUGUUCAUGAAUUUCCAUUUUUUCAAAUUUAUAUUGAAAUUAUUGACAGCUGAUUUUGUGACAACAUACAGUAAUCAGUGUUUUCCCCCAAAAUUUGUCUCUUUUUGUGUUGGAAAAGCCUCUGAAAAUUAGAGACGUCACUGUAUAUAAAUCCUCAUAGUACAAUUAGUGCUACUAAUGGUGAUACUUAUAAUGAUGAAAAUUAUAAUAUUGAUUAAAAAUUGAUACAUACUGGCAAUACUAACCCUGGAUCAUGUUGAGAGUAGCAACAUUCUUUGAAAUAAGAGCACAGGUAAAGUCCAGGUAAAAAAAAUCCACAUUUUAGCUUUUCUAAGCGUUCAGUCACAUCUUAUGGUCUUCCUCAGCAGAUGGAAUUUGCUCGGUUGUCGUGCAUUGCAUUUCAUUACUGAGCAAACUCCAGCCGCUGAGGUAGACUGCGAGAUGCAGUUCUCUUUUUUGUCAAACUGCUGUUUCCAAGGUCAAGAAUGAACUUUCACGCACAAAAUCAGUAAAGUCAGAAGAAGCCCUAGCACUUCGGUCCUCGGACUAAAUGCUACGGACCACGGAUCAUAAAACACCCUAUAGUAAAAAAGUUUAAAUGACAAGUGAGAGAGUCACUAUAAAUGACUUUCCCACUAUGUGGUCUUCUUUUUUUAAUCCUAUAUUAGUAUCUGGGAAGGCCUGAUGGCAUUGAAAGUCCUAAAUGAUCCUUUCUGAGCUUCAGCGUGCUGUAGAAUGACACCUGCAUGAAAUCAAAGAGCUUUGCUGACAGCAUCAUUACAAACAGAGAGCAGCCAUGUCUAAAUAUAGGCCUAUAGCUUAGACACACGCUCGUCUGAAAAAGCUCGACUGUGCGAGGCCAGCGCUGUGCAAAUCAGGAAUGUUUGUUGAAAUAAAUAAACUUCCCCACAUUAGAGGAAAGGAACUAACAAUCACAAGUAUUUCCUGUGUAUAGGAUUCUUUUGGUCAGACGUGUAAAUAAAACAUGAUGAAAACCUCAGAAGGGAAAGAAUGGAGGAGAGGGUGAGGGAAGAGAGGAAAGAAAAGAAGUGAGAAAUAUCGGUUUAACUGAACACUUGGCACUCUGUCUCUGUGGGAUUUGGGCGCAUUUCAUAUUAACACAUGAGCCAGUGUAAUUGGCUCCACUGGCUCUUCAUCCUCCAGUGAUCUCCAAAGUCUUCUAAAAGCAAAGCAAAUUAAUAAAUGUUAGUUAUCUGA